UGAUAUAUCGCUGAUAUUUAUCGAAAACAAUAAUACAAAUUUCAACACUUGACAUUUUGGCUGUCCAGAACAGCUGGCAGAAAGCUACAAAUAGGUAAAUACGGUCGGCAAAAUUUGCUCUAGUGACAGACAUGACGCCGCCACCGCCACCACCACCAACAACGGCAACACAGCCCAAACAACAACCGCCCCCGCCAAAGGGCCAAAGCAUUGCACCCACUGGCGCUUUUCCAGGUUCACUCACUCCCGGGUGGAACGACCCGCCGCCAGUUAGCGCAGACGGGACGGCCAGCGCUGGCAAUCGUCGUCCCCGGCUUGAUCUGCGCAAACGCGUGGCGUAUCCCAUGAAUGGCAGCGAGAGCAAUCCACAAGCAACGCAGCCGCCACCGCCGCCGCUUUGAUGUGAUCUGGAACAGCUCGAACCGCGACACUGGCACCAAUGGCUGCCACGUCAGCUCUAGAUGUAAUCGCUCUUAAUAACGCAAGCUUAAUAUUUUCAAA
Drosophila montana is the source of this 501-nucleotide messenger RNA. RefSeq lists its product as uncharacterized. The record is from RefSeq and is a predicted model, not a curated record. Lineage: Eukaryota; Metazoa; Arthropoda; Insecta; Diptera; Drosophilidae. The coding region runs from base 132 to 401 and encodes 89 amino acids. The transcript has 2 exons.